Messenger RNA from Centruroides sculpturatus (bark scorpion), 1996 nucleotides. Its product is annotated as T-complex protein 11-like protein 1. The record is from RefSeq and is a predicted model, not a curated record. Gene Ontology annotation, biological process: signal transduction. Bases 195 to 1793 code for a protein of 532 amino acids. The transcript has 10 exons. NCBI's taxonomy places the organism in Eukaryota, Metazoa, Arthropoda, Arachnida, Scorpiones, Buthidae.
AUGUAUUUGUGAUGACGUCACUUCCGCCGUAAACAUCCUAUCUAUUAAUACAGAUGUAGUGUCGCUGCCUGUGGGUAAUUGUUCGACUAUUAAAAGUUGCAGAACUAGAUAUACGAAAGUUGAAUCAUAAUACAGACGGACUAGUAAGACGUAUUUAAGCGUCAUUUAAUCGAUCGAAACAAAGCAGAAAAGAAAUGGAUGAAAAUAUUCCUGAAAAGAAUAAAAACAAACAAUCUGAAAGUGAUAUCAAAGAGAAUGAAACAUGUUCUCAUACUAAUGAAAUUAAUGAGAAUAACAAUAAGCAAGUUAAUUAUAAAACAAAAGCAGAAAAUGAUUCUGUUUCAGAAAAGGAACAAGAAAGUAGAAGGAAAGUUCAACAUAUUACAAUUCCCAGUUCUCCUUUAGGUGGAAUUUUAUUUCCAGGAGUGCCAGCAUCACCUCCAAGAUUUGUUUCUUUAGAACAAAUAAUGAAAGCUGCUAAUGGUGUUUCAAAUAUGGUCUUGGCUCAUGAAAUAGCUGUAAACAAGGAUUUUGUUUUAGAAAAAAUAACACCAAAUGAAGAUAGUUUGCAGGGCCAAGUAAAGAACAUUGUACAUAAAGCAUUUUGGGAUGUUUUGCAAAGUCAGUUAUUGGAAGUUCCUCCCAAUUAUUCACAAGCUAUGGUACUAUUAAAAGAUGUUAAGGAAGGUCUGUUAUCACUGUUACUUCCUCAUCAUACAAGAAUUAAGACACAGAUUUGUGAAGUUUUGGACAUUGAUUUGAUUCAACAACAAGUUGAGCAUGAUGCUCUUGAUUUCCAACAUUAUGCACAAUAUGUUUUAUCCAUAAUGUCUAGCUUGUGUGCUCCUGUAAGAGAUGCAAGAAUUAGAGAACUGAUGACAGUCAUUGAAAUUUUGCCACUUUUCAAAGGUAUUAUUGAAAUGUUAGAUUUAAUGAAAUUGGACAUGGCAAAUUUCACAAUUCAGCAGAUUCGACCUCAUAUUCAGCAGCAAUCUAUCGAAUAUGAACGCAAAAAAUUUCAAGAAUUUUUGGAAACUCAUGCAGAAUUGGCUGACAAUGUGGAUGGUUUAGAAUGUACCAGAGAAUGGCUUAAACGUAAUUAUAAAAAAGUUAUGGAUGCAUCAAAAGAUCUCCCUAAUAAUGAAGAACAAGCUCCAUCCUAUACAAAAAUAUUAACAUCAUCCUAUUUAGAACUUCUGGAAUGGGAUGAUAAAAAUUUGUUUCCUGAAACUCUUCUUAUUGAUCAAGCUCGAUUUUUAGUUUUGAGAGACCAAGUCUAUCAAUCAACUUUAAUUGCAAGCAUUUUACUUAUUACUUACAAUACUGCUGGGGAGCGAAUUUAUGAAAUAUCUGAUUUUAAAGAGACCUUAAAAAACCACUUAGCUAUUUUAUUGGAAGGAAUUGAAAAAUGCAGUGAGGAGGAAGUUCAAAAUAAAUUGGAGAAUGUGGUUGAACAAGUGAUUCAAGAAACAAAAGGAUGUUUGGAGAAACAUAAAAUUGGUGAAUUGAACAAGAUGCAAGAGGACAUGUUACGUGGUCAAAUAAAAGACAUUGUUUCUCCUAAUAAUCGAGUCUGCAAACUCAUUAAAAACAGAAUUUUGACUUUUAUCGAAGAAGUGAUGACAUCACAGACAGCCAGUCCUGUCAAAGUACCCACAGGUCUGUCAGUUCUGCAGAGCAACUUGUCAUGUACCACUGGGCAAUUCCUCAGGUUGGUUUCUCAUAAUAGAGCCGUAUUUGGUGAAUAUUAUGCCGACAUUAUAAACACGAUCAGACAUGCACAUGACAACUAAACAAGUUUAGUGCAGUCAUAAUUUAUUUUGUGCCUAAAAAUCUAAAAAUUACAUCAAUAGUAUAGUAUGAAUGUGGAUAUUAUCUUUUCUCUCUACUGUAUAUAUCUACAGUAUAAAAUACUAAAAAGUGAAUAUAAAGUGAUAGUAAUUUAUCAAAUAUGCAAUCAAAGAAACACUAUUAUUUUAAUAAUAAAGGUCAUUAU